This is a messenger RNA of Moneuplotes crassus, 584 nucleotides long. The record is from the annotation of a GenBank genome assembly. NCBI's taxonomy places the organism in Eukaryota, Ciliophora, Spirotrichea, Euplotida, Euplotidae.
UAUAUUAUUAUUUUCAGAAAAACACAAUAAUAAAAUGGGAAUUGAUCUUAUCGCCGGAGGUAGAACCCCAGGCAGGAAUAAGAAGAACACCAAGUCUACUAAUUUAUACCUGCACUUGUUGAUCAGACUCUACAGAUUCUUGGACAGAAGAACUGAAUCUAAUUUUAACAGAGUUGUUUUGAGAAGAUUAGUGCAAUCCAGGAUUACUAAAGCUCCAAUGUCUAUCUCAAGAGUUGCCACUCAUAUGAAGGGUAAGGAAGACAAAAUUGCUGUCCUUGUCGGAACUGUGACUAAUGACAACAGAUUCUUGGAUGUCCCAGCUCUCAAGAUCUGUGCUCUCAGAUUCACUGAAACUGCUAGAGCUAGAAUCACUAAUGCUGGAGGUCAGUGCAUUACUUUCGAUGAGUUAGCCCUCCUUGCCCCUACCGGUAGCAAUACAAUCCUCUUGAGAGGACCAAAGAGAAGAGAAGCCCAGAAAUACUUCGGAAAGGGAGCUGGUAUUUCCGGAAGUGGAACCCACAUCAAGAAGCAAAGCAAGAAGUCCUCAGAGGCCAAGAGAAAAUAAGUAUUGUGGUAAUAAACUU